Messenger RNA from Aureobasidium namibiae CBS 147.97, 1533 nucleotides. Its product is annotated as glycoside hydrolase. The transcript has 2 exons. The record is from RefSeq and is a predicted model, not a curated record. Gene Ontology annotation, molecular function: glucan endo-1,3-beta-D-glucosidase activity; 1,3-beta-glucanosyltransferase activity. Gene Ontology annotation, biological process: cell wall organization; carbohydrate metabolic process. Gene Ontology annotation, cellular component: extracellular region; cell surface; fungal-type cell wall. Bases 1 to 1533 code for a protein of 510 amino acids. NCBI's taxonomy places the organism in Eukaryota, Fungi, Ascomycota, Dothideomycetes, Dothideales, Saccotheciaceae.
AUGCGUGCUUCUUUCUACGCUCUUGCCGGCAGCGCUGCCUCGGCCAUGGCUGCCACCCGUGGUUUCAACUACGGCUCUCAGGGUAACACUCUCGAGACUUUCACCAACCAGUUCGAGUCUGCUCAGGCCAUCACCGACUACGCCUCGGCCCGUCUUUACACCAUGAUCCAGGACGGCACUGCCAACACUGUCAUCUCCGCCAUCCCCGCCGCCAUCAAGACCAACACCACUCUUCUUCUUGGUCUGUGGGCUUCCGAGAACCAGGACGCUUUCAACAAUGAGCUUACUGCUCUCAAGACUGCUAUCAGCCAGUUCGGUUCCCAGGGUCUUGCCGACCUGACUGUCGGUAUCUCUGUCGGUUCUGAGGAUCUUUACCGCAUCUCCGAGACCGGUAUCAAGCAAAAGAGUGGUUACGGCCAGACUGCCGACGUCCUCGUCGACUACAUCGGCCAGGUCCGCGAGGCCGUCAAGGGCACCCCCCUUGCCAACGUCCCCAUCGGCCACGUCGACACCUGGAACGCAUACACCAACACCUCCAACUCUGCCAUUCUCGGCGCUGUUGACUUCCUUGGUCUCGAUGAGUACCCCUUCUACCAGGACGGUGAGGGCAACUCGAUCGACAACGCCUCGGACCUCUUCUGGAAGGCUUACGACAAGGUUGAGGCUGUUGCUGGCGGCAAGCCUCUCUGGGUCACCGAGACCGGAUGGCCCGUUAAGGGUGCCACUGAGGACGAGGCCGUUCCCAGCGUUGAGAAUGCCGCCAAGUUCUGGCAGGACAUUGCUUGCGAGCUUGAGGCCCGCUGCAUCAACUUCUGGUGGUACAUCCUGAACGAUGACGGCGCUUCGCCCUCGUUCUCGGUUGCCAGCGGUAUUGACGGUGCCAACACCAAGGCUCUUUACGACCUCAAGUGCCCCAACGCCUCUACCUGUGGCGCCAAGUCUCUCUCUGGUUCUUCCUCAUCUUCUUCCUCUGCCGCUUCGUCUUCUGCUGCUGGUUCCAAGACUGCCUCUUCCGGAUCCGCCUCUACCACCGACGCUGCUGUCGCUGGCAUCAAGGUUGGCUCCAACGGCACCGCCUCCGUCGAGCCUGUUGUUUACGUCACCGAGGUCACCACUUCGUACACCACAACAUGUCCUGCAGGAAGCCCGGUCACCAUCUCUGGAAAGGAGACCACUUUGACCACUCCCACUGUUUUCGUCACCACCCACGCCGUUUCCUCGACCGUCUCUACCAGCCAGACUUCGACUCAGGUCACCUGGGCCCCUACUUCUUCCAUCGCUGGAGCUAUCGUUCCUUCCGGUGCUGUUGUUCCCUCGGGCGCUGCUCUUCCCUCAGGCGCCGCUGCUGCUUCUGGUUCCAACGGUGUCGUUGUCGGUCCUUCCGGCACCACUCUUGCCUCCUCGUGGGCCGCUAACCAGACCCCUGGUGCUGCUGGUGCCACCGCCAGCCCCUCCGCCUACAAGGGCGCUGGUGUCAAGGUCGGUGGUUCCGUCGCUCUUGCCCUCGGUGCUGCUGCUGCCGCUCUCCUCUAA